Messenger RNA from Anoplophora glabripennis (Asian longhorned beetle), 865 nucleotides. RefSeq names its product lysozyme. The transcript has 4 exons. NCBI's taxonomy places the organism in Eukaryota, Metazoa, Arthropoda, Insecta, Coleoptera, Cerambycidae. Bases 31 to 501 code for a protein of 156 amino acids. The record is from RefSeq and is a predicted model, not a curated record.
AUAUUUGCAUGUAUUGGCAGUGAUUGUAUUAUGAAGCAAAUUGUUGCAUUAUGUUUAGUAGUGUACCUAUCUGAGGUCGUGGUAGAAACCCAGGCUAAAAAUUUUACACGAUGUGGUCUCAUCAAAGAGCUGUUAAAGAACGGAUUUAGUUCUUUUUCAGUUGGAAACUGGCUAUGUUUAAUUGAAAGUGAGAGCGGUAAAGAUACGUCGAAGCAAAUUUAUAAAGCUGAUGGAAAUACUGGUUUGGGAUUGUUUCAAAUUAAGAGCAGGGUGUGGUGUAAAUUUCGAUCUCCAGGAGGAAAAUGCAACAUGAAAUGUGAAGAUUUACUUAAUGACGACAUCUCCGACGACUCCAUCUGCGCCAGAGAGGUGCAUAAUGAGAGGGGGUUUAGUGGUUGGGAAGGCUGGAAAAGGAGUUGUUGCGGCAGGUCUUACCCCUCCAAUGUUGCUAGAGUUUGCCUACCAGGGCUGCAGUUCCAUGAGCAAAUUUCUUGUUUAUAGAAGAAUUAGAUGAAGUAACAUGGAAAAAGUUUUUAUUAAAAUUAAUCUGAAAAUUAAUGUUUUAAUUAAUUUUAAUGUUAAAAUUAGAUUUAAGUAAAGAUUUUUAAUUUAUUCGGCACGAUGAUUUGAUUAUAUAAAUCCUACUUGACCAAUGUUAUGAUAUUUACUGGAAAUAGGAAUUUAGUUAUAUUUCUUCUCCAUAAGCAGCGAAUACUUUAUUUUAUUGAUUUCAAGUAUAUGUAAAGGGUGAACUUUGGAUGAAUAUUCCCAUUUUCUCCAUAUUUGAAUUCUAAAUAUUAGGGUGGCCCAAAAAAAAACGAAUAUUUUUUGUUCGUGUCUCUUGUGAAAAUAUGUUAGUUUAUCA